AUGACGCCUUCAGAAAUCAUCAAGCGCAUGCAAGAUGCUGCUGCGGCAUACGAUAGAGAAGAGCUCGGAGCUCGAGCAACUCUACUGGACUUGAAUCGCCAGCUCCUGGCAGAACUGGAGACACCAACCGAUUUUGUGCAGCGUAUCUGGUUCACUACUGCUUCUCUUGGUGGUAGUCUCGAAGUCGCAAACAACACAAAGAUCUUCCAACAUCUGCAGAAAGCUAAAGAUGGACUUACCACCCAAGCCCUUUCUGAAAAGACUGGUAUCGCCGUGCCUUUACUCGAUCGUUUCAUGAGACAUUUCGCCGCUCACAAAGUUGUCCGUUUCUCCAAGUCCACUGGUUGGCAUGCAACGGAUCUUUCCAACACCCUGGCCAAGGAGAACUACCAACACAGUAUCUCGUUCUGCCAACUUGCCGCCGCAAAGUCGUUUUGCUUCUUCCCCGAUCACUUUAAGCAGGCAAACUACCAGCAUCCCGGCUUACAUGAUGGUCCAUACCAAUAUGCCCACAACUCUUCCCUUCCGUUCUUCGACUGGCUAGUUGCAAAUCCUCCUUAUGUUAACUGGUUUGGAUCAUUCAUGUCAGUAUAUAGGGCUGGUAACCCGGAUUGGUGGGAGUUCUAUCCUGUCAAAGAGCGUCUAGCUGUCGGUUUUGACAAAUCUAACAGCGAUGUGUUCUUGGUUGACGUUGGGGGUGGCCGAGGGCAUGAUCUAUUGUCUUUUUCAAACGGAAUCCAUUCAUCUGGCCGACUAGUCCUACAGGACCUACCAGAAGUCAUCGCAGAUGUGACCGAGACAACCGCCUUUGAAAGCCAAGCUCACGACUUCUUUACACCGCAGCCCAUACAUGGAGCUAGAUCAUACUUCCUCCACUCCAUCCUUCACGACUGGAGUGCCGAGCAUGGUGUUCAGAUACUGAAGAGCCUGAGGCCUGCUCUGAAACCAGGAUAUUCGAGAGUCCUGAUCAAUGAGAUCGUCCUCUCCGAGGAGAAUCCUUCCCUACCUGCUACCUCGAUGGAUAUGAUGAUGCUAGGACAUAUCGGGGAGGCCUGCGAGCGUACCGAGGAGGACUUCAGAGCCAUGGCAGCAGAAGCUGGGUUGGAGGUCGUUGGGGUCUUUUCCAAUGCCGCAUCACCUGAGAGUGUCAUUGAGCUCAUGAUUCCAUGCAAAGAGAAUCGAGUCUAG
Molecule: messenger RNA, 1188 nt
Organism: Fusarium poae
Lineage: Eukaryota; Fungi; Ascomycota; Sordariomycetes; Hypocreales; Nectriaceae
Exons: 2
Coding region: 1-1188 (395 amino acids)
Molecular function (GO): O-methyltransferase activity
Source: RefSeq, a predicted model, not a curated record